Molecule: messenger RNA, 1263 nt
Organism: Toxorhynchites rutilus septentrionalis
Lineage: Eukaryota; Metazoa; Arthropoda; Insecta; Diptera; Culicidae
Exons: 4
Coding region: 1-1263 (420 amino acids)
Source: RefSeq, a predicted model, not a curated record
AUGGGCAGAUUGGAUAUAAAUAUGCAACCGUCCAACUCAACCGAAUUGAAUUCCAUCAAGAUUCAAAUUGAUGAAAACUCGAACGACGAAGGACUUCACAGCAAAUCGCUGGAAGACAUUGCUUCUUGUUCUUCGUCCAUUCUUAACUCUCCAAAUCAUGACACCCUUGAUGAAGAGAUGAGCGGUGAGGAUGACAAAAUAAAUAUCACCAUCAAAGAAAUUCGCCAAGGAAUGAGUGAUACUAAUCGGAUGGAGUCUUUGGUCGAACGCCAGACGAAGACAUUCGACAAAUCGAACAACAAAAUGAGUGGAGCGACGAGGAGGCGCAUGAAAAGAUUCAUUCAACGAGGCUAUGACAAACAACAAGCCCGUGAAAUGGCUCUUGAGAAGCCUCCAUCUGAUGUUCCGGCGAAAAGACCUAGCAAUGCAAUGGACUUGAGUGGCUCUAGUGACGGUAAACCUGAACCAAAGCGAAUUAAGGACACUUGCAAAGCUAGGCCGUAUAACGCUGGAAUAGGAAAAACUUUCUCGUUACCCACUGGUUCAAAAUCUGCGAACCAAAGCGAUGUAACCAUUCGUGUGAAGGUGGGAAUACUCCCAAAAAACUAUCCAGUAGUUGAGCUAAGCACAGAUCAACAAAAUCUUAUUGAAGAUGCAAUUUUUGAUGCUGUUCUACUUCAGCGGAAAGAACAACUGAAACCAAAAUUUGCCAAUUGCACCUACAAACCAGGGUACAUGAUUAUCAACUGUCUCGACAAACCUACGUCUGAGUGGUUGAUGAAAUUGGUCCCUUCCCUAGUUCCGUGGAAAGACGCGGAGCUUCUGGCUGUCGAUGAGAGCAACAUUCCAAAGCCAGACAUUCUUGUUACAAUCUUUCCGAAGAGUGUAAAAUACGAUAACAACAUAAUUAAAGCGCUUAUAGAGAGCCAAAAUAACAACAUCAACACUGACGCGUGGAGAAUCCUAAAACGCUCAGUGAUCAAUAAUUUGCACAUCGAGUGGGCACUCACGGUCGACGGAGCAUCAAUGAAGACGCUAGUUAACCGAGGCAUGACCAUCAAUUAUAAAUUUGGGCAAAUUUCGUUCAGAAAAUCAAAUAGAAGUUCAGGCAAACCCAAAACAAAAGACCCAGAGGUCUCUGAUGAAGGGAAGAAUCCAAACUCUGGACAAACGGGCUCCACUUGUUCAGACCUAGAGGGCAAAACCAAAGGCGUCAAAUGCGUCAGCGAGGGAGAGUUCAAGCACUUCAUCAAGAAGACCUGA